This is a messenger RNA of Magnusiomyces paraingens, 1584 nucleotides long. RefSeq lists its product as uncharacterized. The transcript is spliced from 2 exons. Gene Ontology annotation, biological process: carboxylic acid transport; transmembrane transport. Bases 1 to 1584 code for a protein of 527 amino acids. Gene Ontology annotation, molecular function: carboxylic acid transmembrane transporter activity. NCBI's taxonomy places the organism in Eukaryota, Fungi, Ascomycota, Dipodascomycetes, Dipodascales, Dipodascaceae. The record is from RefSeq and is a predicted model, not a curated record. Gene Ontology annotation, cellular component: plasma membrane.
AUGAGCAUCAUUUCAAAGUGGGCCAAUAUGGUGGCCGAGGAGACCCAUCUCCCAUGGAAACACAAGCAGAUCCUUGAAGAAAACAGAGAACGUGAUGAGGCUCUUGUCAACUCAAUGGAACAAAAGCGUGGCAUGAAAAAAUACUGGCCCAUCAUUACCUCCGGAGCUGGUUUGUUUUCUGACGGAUACGUCAAUAACUCUAUCGGUUCCGUUAACACAAUCCUUGGAAUCCUAUACCCCCACGAAUAUAAAAACUCUUCAGCCCAAUCCAACGUCUCAUCCAUUGCGUUUGUUGGCACAGUUGUUGGCCAACUUUCAUUUGGUUAUGUCUCAGACCACUACUCCCGUAAAAUUGGCAUGAUUGUGUCAACUAUCAUUCUCAUUGUCUUUACCAUUCUAGGCUCGGGUGCCUGGGGCGCCGGCGGUUCCAUCUACGGUAUGCUUGCUGCCCUUACAGCUUACCGAUUUUUCAUUGGUAUCGGCAUUGGCGGUGAAUACCCUGCUGGCUCUGUUGCUGCUGCCGAGGCUUCUGUCCUUAUUAGCCGGGGCUCUCGUAAUCGCUGGUUUGUUAUUUUUACAAACUUUAUGAUUGAUUUUGGCUUUGUUGUCUCUGCAUUUGUCCCCCUCGUGCUUUUGUGGAUUUGUGGUAUUGAUCAUUUAACCCCCGUUUGGCGAAUUACCCUUGGUCUUGGUGCCAUUCCUCCCAUCUCAUUAUUUUUUCUGCGUCUUCUCUACAAGGAGAAUGAACAGUUUAUAAAAAAUAACAUGAAGCGUUCCGGUACACCUUACUGGCUCGCUACCAAGUACUACUUUCCCCGUCUUGUUGUUGUUGCUCUCAUUUGGUUCAUUUAUGACUUUAGUGCCUACUCCUUUGGUAUUUACUCGUCUACAAUUAUCAGUAUUAUCAUUCCUGAUAAUGACUUGUACAAGACUUUUGGUUGGAACGUUGUUCUUAACUUGUUUUAUAUCCCUGGUGCCUUUUUGGGUGCCUUUGCUUCGGACUACUUGGGCCCCCGUCUUUCUCUUGUCAUCGGUGUCGGUCUCCAAGGAAUCAUAGGUUUUAUUAUGGCUGGAAUUUACGAACAUUUGACCCACAAUAUUGCAGGAUUUGUCGUUAUGUUUGGUAUCUUUUUGACUCUGGGUGAAUUUGGUCCCGGUGAUCAGAUUGGUAUCAUUGCCUCCAAGACUUCUGCUACUAGUAUCCGUGGCCAAUAUUAUGGUAUUGCUGCUGCUGUUGGAAAGAUUGGUGCAUUUGUUGGCACCAAAUCUUUUCCUUAUAUUAUCAAACAUUUUGGUGGCUCCGAAACUAUUCGUGGUAACCAGGGACCCUUUUGGAUCUCGUCAGGUCUAUGUUUGUUUUCGGCUCUUUUGGCGCUUUUUUUCCUCCCUUCCCUGACUCAGGAUUCCAUUACUGAGGAAGAUGAACGCUUCAAAGCUUAUCUUCAGGCCAAUGGCUUUGACACUUCGCUUAUGGGUGAGACUGAUAAUAAUGAUAGCAGUGAUAGCAUGUAUGAUGACGCUGAGAACAUUAUUGUCAGCCCCGACCAAAAAUUGGAGCAGUCUGAAAAGGAUCGUGCUUUUUGA